Messenger RNA from Serendipita indica DSM 11827, 900 nucleotides. Lineage: Eukaryota; Fungi; Basidiomycota; Agaricomycetes; Sebacinales; Serendipitaceae. The record is from the annotation of a GenBank genome assembly.
AUGCCGUUUACUCUCGACGACUACUAUCCAGCAGACAGCGUCGAGGCCCAGUCCUGGCUCUUUGUCCAGAAAUACACGCACACUCACCAUGUAACAUGGAAACACGUCGCCUAUGCCGCCAGAUACGACGCCCUCUUGUCCUUUUUCCGCUCCCAUUCAACCCUCCGUGUCCCCAUUUCGCCAACAACGGGGACAACCGUCUCAAACGAAGAAGACGACGUAGAACACGCUGCACGCACAAGAAGUGAUAGCGCAUAUAGCUCAAGUUCCAUCCUCUCCACAUCCUCGCACGCCUCGUCGUCGACAUCCUUUUCCACACCCUCGCCAGCCUCUCGCAUCUCAUCACUACCCAUUAUCGACCCUCAAUCCAUCCCAGCUUCGUCAGCAUCCUCUAUUGCUUCGUCAUCCAGUGCACCCUCGUCAAACUCGAAUGAUUGUCGCGAGAAAUUGUACACGACACCCGACUCGAGCAACAUUAUUUAUAUCCCCCCACGCACCCUCGCAGAUCUCACAGACGUCUUGGGAAGAUUAGCCAUGAGCUACAUGCUCACGCACAUUUCCUAUCUCCGCGAAUCUCUCAAGGGUUCCGAUUUCAGUACAAUGAAAAAGAUUGCCCUCGGCGGUCUUAGGGAGCUCAUGCUCAGGGAAAGCACCAACACACGUUUGACCGAGACCAUGGACGCACGCCCUGCCCAACGAAGAUUGUCGACGGACAGCCAAGAGAGGAGAAAUGUCGGUCAGGAUUGGCUCCGUCUCUUUGAUGGGAGGGAUGAGUGGGAUGGCAAGACACCCACACUCGAUCUCAGAGGCAGUCCGCCUGCGCUCUCAAGACCACAACCACUCCCCAGAUCAAACCCCUAUCCACGGCAAGAGGUUCAUCGUGGAGGCGUCAAAGUAUGA